CACUCUAGCAUCUACGCUGAUUUCUUCUGCCGUGUCGCUUGACGAUGACGUAGUAGGCAACCGGUAGACAAGCGAGUUGUUUUUGAACCGUCUACCGGUACGGUCCACGGUGUAAACCGGAGAGAAGAGAGAGAAACGAGGCGUCCGCAGGGGAAGCUGCAGCGAUGCACGUGUCUGUGCGGGAAGUCCACGUCUCGUCCGAGCCGGACUCGUCCUUCUUCCUGCGGGUGGACUGGAAGGGGCGGGGCUUAGGUUCAGGCUUCCAGGUGCUGCUGACUGACGGACAGGACGCCUGGAGAGGAGACGUGAGCGAGGCGGGCGUGUGCCGGGAGGCGGAGGAGCUGGAGAUGCAGCCGGAGCGGUACGUGCAGGACCUGGAGCGGGCGCUCACCGAGACAGAGAGCUCCGUCACCUACAGCUUCACGCUGACGCCGUCUCCAGCCGCCCGCCGCUCCGCGCUCACGCUGGCGUACGAGAAGGUUCAGAAGGACAUCUCUGCCCAGUACUCCCAGGACGCUCAGACCGGGAGAACUAAAGCAACCUCCACCGGCUCCCCCUCAAACACAGAAUCUACUGAAAUACUUCUCCUCACAUACAACCUCGCCCCUCCAUUCCUCUCCGACCCCCCCACCCGCCUCCUCAAGACCAUCAGAACCAAGUCGGAGGGACAGAAAAAGGACAACUCAGCAAUAUCGAACCGGGCGGCCGGACAGGAAGAGGACGACUACACAGGAAGUACCGACGAGGAGCCGGAGGAAGUGAUGUCGUCUGCAGCCUCCGUGUCAUCGGCCCGGGGACGCUCUACUGCGAGCCCAUUGGACGACAGCCUUAAGGACAUCCCGGACGUCGCCCCCUGUCGCAAGCGGCGCUUCCGCCACGUGGAGGCGCCGGCCGCCGAGCCCCAGAGCUCCCAGAGAAAGAGUCUCCGUUUCUACUCUCAAACGCGGAGAAACUGGGUCCAAGUUCCUCCGAAAGCCAGCGACUGUAAACCGUGCCACAUGCAGAUGGCCGUGGGCGGUGCCAUCCCUCGGAGCCGGGGCCGGUGCCCAUUACCUCUCAGCUCGGGCCAGCUCCAACAAGCAGCAGCAGCCAGCUCUGUGUGGGGGCUCCUGAGUGCCCCGACGCAUGAGCUUAACCUCGCCUCUCGGGGUCGAAACCGCUCUCGUCACGUUCGCCCCUCUGCGCCAUGUGUUCGAGUCUCCGGUGGUCCUCCGCGGCAGGGCAGAGCAGAUCCUCCACUGAACAGGUCUCUUGUUUCCUCUUAA
Messenger RNA from Etheostoma cragini (Arkansas darter), 1265 nucleotides. Its product is annotated as DNA repair protein XRCC4-like. The coding region runs from base 165 to 1265 and encodes 366 amino acids. The record is from RefSeq and is a predicted model, not a curated record. Gene Ontology annotation, biological process: immunoglobulin V(D)J recombination; response to X-ray; positive regulation of ligase activity. Gene Ontology annotation, cellular component: DNA ligase IV complex; nucleus; DNA-dependent protein kinase-DNA ligase 4 complex. Gene Ontology annotation, molecular function: DNA binding. The transcript is spliced from 9 exons. Lineage: Eukaryota; Metazoa; Chordata; Actinopteri; Perciformes; Percidae.